ACAUUGACAAGAGCAACCUCUCUUCCGAUGAGUGGGAAGCCAUCGCCACAACCAAAGCCCAGUGAUCUAAAACAAAGCCUCCAGGAAAUGGGCGAAAGAAACAUUGUCGAGGCAGAGAACGCACCCAAUCCAGCCAAUAAGGGUGGUUACCUGAGCCCCAAUAUAUCAGGAUCCUCCUCCCAGAGAAAGGGGUUUGGUCAAGGUCCGGAAUAAAUCGAGAGAUAAGAUCCAGGACCUGAUGACCACCCCUGUUGCAGUGGCAGCUGGGGCUGGGAAACGAGCGGAAAGCCCACCUCCGGCUUACCACACCUUGUCACAUGGUGCUUCUGUAUUACCACAACCACAUGUCGUCGACAGUCCGAGAUCUAAACAAGAGACGAGGAGAUCCAGCAGCGGGACUACAACCCAUCCAGUAUUGACAGACGAUGAAGCCUUCGCUAGAAUGCUGCAGGAGGAGGAGUAUCGCGAGAUACAGCAGGAGCGAGACAUGCUCCUGGCUCUCUCCCUGGCAAACGGAACGGCAGACCGCGGCGAUGUUGAACUGGCGCAUUUCAUGGCGAGGGAAUAUGAAGACUUGAUAGCAUCAACGGGGGCACCAACGGGAGCCACAGCGCAUGGAGUUCAGGCUUCUGAUUCCAAAGAGCUUCCGCAAUUCGAUUUUUCCCAGUGGGACGCACAAACGCAACAAGAGCAACUGGACCAUCUCUAUGCCCUCGAAAUCGAAGAGUCGCUCCGCGCAGAAGAGUUGGCCAACGACGCGGGGUGGGCCGAAGCCAUGAGGCUGCAAGAUGAAUAUGACCGGGAGACAGAGAACCACGAGGCAUGGGAGGAGUACAAGAAGACAAACUUCGAAGAGUGCGUUGUUUGUGGAGACGAGAACCAUAAAGAAGAGUUCCUGCGACCAUGUGAGCACGGAUACUGCGAAGACUGCUUGCAAGCAGGUUUUAAGAAUGCAUUGGCUUCGAAGACCCCGUUCAAGUGUUGCAAGAAAAACUUGAGUGUGGACGACUGCACUGGUCUGGAAGCAGACUUCGUCGUCAAGUACCAGGAGCUGAUACUCGAACUUACAACCCCGAAUCCAAUGUACUGCUGUAAUGUCACCUGCGCAAAGUUCUUGCCUCCAGCAUCGAUUGUGGGCGAGGUUGGCACGUGUGGGAGUUGUAAGACACAGACUUGUCGGCACUGUAGAAAGAGGACCCACCCAGGAGUAUUCUGUGAAGAGGACCGGGAAACGAAAGCUGUCAAAGAUUUGGCUAUGCAGAAGGGUUGGAAGACAUGUCCGGGCUGCAAUCACCUAAUUGAGAGGCAGUCGGGAUGUUUGCAUAUGAUUUGCUCGAGGUGCCAGACCGCAUUCUGCUAUCGGUGUUCAAAGAGGUGGAAUGAUUGUGAAUCGACCUGCCCUGAUCGUCAGUUCCUCGUUCCCCCUCCUUUCAACUGGCUCGUGCUAAUGCUGCAAAUAUAGCAAUAUCAGCGACACACCCAAAAUAUCCAGGGAGGAAUUGAUCCUUCGAGUACCAAGCAUGUUUAUCAGAUUCCUGUUUCACGGGUGGUUGGUCAUGAGAUUCUUGACUCAAAAUUCCUCAAGCUGUUCUUGGAUUUAUACCGAAUAUAAUAAAUAGCAUUCCCUUGUUCUACUUUCUUCUCUCCUUUGCAGUGCUUAAGAUAGGGUCCCGAAGUUCAGAGACCUGGGCUGAAAACAGAUCAAAAGGUUCACCUCAAGUUCCAUUUACAACCUCAUUCAUAAAUUUCACUAGAAUACAUUAUGAAAUCCGUCAAGAAAUUUUAGUCCCUAUAUCUCGCCAG
Hyaloscypha bicolor E is the source of this 1803-nucleotide messenger RNA. RefSeq lists its product as uncharacterized. Gene Ontology annotation, cellular component: cytoplasm; ubiquitin ligase complex. Gene Ontology annotation, molecular function: ubiquitin protein ligase activity; zinc ion binding; ubiquitin conjugating enzyme binding. Gene Ontology annotation, biological process: ubiquitin-dependent protein catabolic process; positive regulation of proteasomal ubiquitin-dependent protein catabolic process; protein polyubiquitination. The transcript has 3 exons. NCBI's taxonomy places the organism in Eukaryota, Fungi, Ascomycota, Leotiomycetes, Helotiales, Hyaloscyphaceae. The record is from RefSeq and is a predicted model, not a curated record. Bases 239 to 1462 code for a protein of 407 amino acids.